AUCACUAAAUGAGGAAGUCCAUCAAUUUUAGGUUCUAAAGACAGAGACAUAUGUAAUACAAUUUAAAAAAUAAAAGAGGGGGAAAAAAGGUAAAGUCUGAAGGAUCAAAUGACUAGUUCAUUCUUGAACCCAAAGCUUACAUUACCCACCUCUGCCAUCCUUGUCUUUUAAGCAAAAACUAACACCAAAUGCAAAUACUAUCCCCACUGACACUAAAACUUCUUUCUCAUCAUUCAUGAAUUUUGCUUCUUCAUUCAAUUUUUUAUCCAGGAACCUCCUCAGUAGUCUCUAAGUUCGAUCUAUACUGAAGGGUACCUUCAAAUCAAAUGGGUUCAUUCCAGACACCAAUUGGAAUGAGAAGUUCAACAUUGCUAGAGACUUCAUGUGGAUUCCUGUUACAGGAACUCCAGAUAAUAUGGGAUGAAGUUGGAGAAGAUAAGUUUGAAAGGGAGAAAGUUCUGUUAGAUUUGGAGCAAGAGUGCCUUGAGGUUUACAGAAGAAAAGUUGACAGAGCUAAUAUAUCUAGAGCUCGGCUGCAUCAGGAAUUGGCCGAGGCUGAGGCCGAAUUUACCCACCUUCUUUUGUCCCUUGGUGAACGAUCUCUACCUGGCCGGCCAGAGAAAAGGGCAGGUUCACUAAAAGAGCAGCUAGAUUCAAUCACUCCAGCACUUCGGGAAAUGCGCUUGAGGAAAGAAGAGAGGUUAAACCAGUUCCGAACUGUACAAGGUCAAAUUCAAAAAAUUUCUGCAGAAAUUGCAGGUAACUCAGACAAUGAACCCUCAACCAUUGUUGUAAAUGAGAAUGAUCUUUCACUAAAAAGACUCGAGGAAUAUCAGAAUGAGUUGCAUAGACUUUACAAUGAGAAGAAUGGAAGACUUCAGCAAGUAGAGAAAUACAUCGACAUAAUACACAGCUUGUCCACAAUAUUGGGAAAGGAUUCUUCAGCAAUCAUCAUGGAAGUUCAUCCAAGCUUAAAUGAUUUGUGUGGAAUAACAAAAAAUAUAAGUGACACCAUCUUAGAUAAACUCAAUAUCACAGUGGAGUCUCUUUUAGAAGAAAAACAAACUCGGCUAGACAAGCUUCAUCAUUUAGGCAAAGCACUGUCAAAUCUAUGGAAUCUUAUGGACACAUCAUACAGUGAGCGACAAUCUUUUUCCCAUGUAAUCAAUUUGUUGUCACUCUCAUCUGCAGAAGUAACAGAUCCGGGAAGUCUUACUCUAGAAAUAGUCCAGCAGACUGAAGCUGAAGUAAAGAGACUGGAUCAACUAAAAGCAAGCAAGAUGAAGGAGCUAUUCCAGAAGAAGCAGGAGGAACUGGAAUUGAUAUGCAAGAAAUCACAUGUGGAGAUUCCUUCAAGGGAAGAGAUGAACAAUAUAAUUAACCUCAUAAACUCAGGGGAGAUUGAUCAUUCUGAUCUCCUCCUGAGCAUGGAUGAACAGAUAUCAAGAGCAAAAGAAGAGGCUUCUAGCAGGAAGGCUAUCAUGGAGAAAGUGGAGAAGUGGAUGCUAGCAUGUGAUGAGGAGCACUGGCUAGAAGAAUAUAGCAGGGAUGAGAAUCGAUACUCAGUCAGUAGAGGAGCUCACAAAAACUUGAGACGUGCCGAACGUGCCCGUAUAAUGGUCAGCAGAAUGCCAGCUUUGGUAGAUUUGCUAAUAAAAAUGACUAGGAGUUGGGAAGAAGAAAGAAAUAAAGUUUUCUUGUAUGAUCAGGUACCUCUAAUGGCCAUAUUGGAAGAAUAUAACAUCCUAAGGCGAGAAAAGGAGGAGGAUACUAAAAGACAGCAGCCAUGGGAAAAAAAGAGAAUUCAAAGCCAAGUAGUUGAGCGAGAUAAUACUUAUGCGUCAAGACCUGGCACCAGCAGUAGGCGUCUUCCUAGUAGAAGCUUGAAUGGAGCUCUAGACAGUUCUGUGGUCCUGAACAGAAGGCUUUCUAUGGGAAUCCAACAGCUGGGAUCCAACAGCAUAAAUUCAGGAAAUCACGGCAUGUCCUUCAUUAAAGAUGGAAGGAAUGUCCUAAGAAAAAAGAUUUAUGGCGAACCCACCUUCACUUCUCCUACAAGAGACGGGGCAUCUUCUGCGGUGUCAAUACGUUCUAUACGGUUUUCCCCUUAAAUUUCUUUAUUAGAAACCUAGAUUUUGUCUGAAACUGCUUCAGAAAGCUUGCUUUCCAAGAAAACUGUUGUGGAAUAGCAAGAGAAUAAGCAUGGAGAUUUUUAUGUACUCAUGUUCCUAAUCUUAAGUUGCCCAAAUGGAUGAGCUCGUACUUGAUGUCAACUGCAAACAGAUUAAGUUCUUGACUCAUUGUUUAAUUUGCAAUUUUGCAUCAUGAAUCCCUGUUUCAGUGCCAGAAUUACAUGAUGCAUUUCUUGA
This is a messenger RNA of Glycine soja, 2369 nucleotides long. RefSeq names its product 65-kDa microtubule-associated protein 8-like. Gene Ontology annotation, cellular component: spindle; cytoplasm. The transcript has 11 exons. Gene Ontology annotation, biological process: microtubule cytoskeleton organization. Bases 327 to 2111 code for a protein of 594 amino acids. Lineage: Eukaryota; Viridiplantae; Streptophyta; Magnoliopsida; Fabales; Fabaceae. The record is from RefSeq and is a predicted model, not a curated record. Gene Ontology annotation, molecular function: microtubule binding.